Messenger RNA from Wasmannia auropunctata (little fire ant), 2546 nucleotides. It is a transcript of the gene Rab26, whose product is annotated as ras-related protein Rab-37. Bases 993 to 1934 code for a protein of 313 amino acids. The transcript is spliced from 8 exons. Lineage: Eukaryota; Metazoa; Arthropoda; Insecta; Hymenoptera; Formicidae. The record is from RefSeq and is a predicted model, not a curated record. Gene Ontology annotation, cellular component: endosome; Golgi apparatus. Gene Ontology annotation, molecular function: GTP binding; GTPase activity.
UCGAGUCGAGGUAACGAGUCGACAACAACGACCACAAAGCCACGACGACGAUGACGGUGACGCUGCGGGCUGCGCUUGCGUGCGCCCUCGUUCUCGCCUCACAUACAUACACACACACAUACACACGUGCUCACGUAUCGGGGUUGCGCGCGCGCGCGCAUCCAUCGUCUUUCAUGCUCCUUGCACCCCGUAGAGAUACAUCUCUCCCGUCUCGCGAAAACUUGCGUCGCCGUCGCGUGUGCGAUCCGUACACACAAUCGUCGCGCUCCACCUCGCCCCAUUGUGUUACCGGCCGUCAAGCAGCUGCGCGACGACCGUGACUGCCGCGGAGUGUGCGUCGGUCAGUCCGCCUGUGUGUUGUCACGUGACGACGACGACGACGACGACGACGACGAACACCGUCGUGACGAGGCUUGUCCCGUAAGUCUUUAAAGGGUGCAGGAGGAGACCACCCUUGUCCCGCUGCGUGUCGCGUACCACCGCGCCGACGUGACACCGACGUGCACUGGCGUUGUCCAACCACUCCGGGUCCUCUCGGGGACGUGAUUUAUUCGGCCGAGGGCAGCGGCACGACGUAAAUACUCGGCGAGAUCGAUAAGGGAGCGCGCGAGGGAGUCUGGAGGCUCCCGUGUGUUUCGCCUACCGUUCGUCGGCCCGUUCAUGGGAAAAAGUGGGUCGUCCUACCGCACGCUAGUGGAAGGUGAGUCUCUCCGUCGUUACGUCACCGUCGCGCUAUCGGUCAGAGCGGAGAGUCGCGUUAUCGGUGAAACGACGCGGCGCGGCGCGACGAAGGUAGCGGCGAGCGUACGCCUUUUGCCGCGAGAGCAGGAGCGGAGGCUCCUCGUAUAGGUGUGUCACAACGUGCGAUUUCCGAUUGGGAGGUGCGUGCGCGUUGCCGCAGUGAAAUUCCGACAGCGCGCGCCCGCUGCAGUGCAAGGGACGCGAUACACCGAAGUUAUCCAAUGAGGGAUAUUCUUAUUUAGAAGAGCACGAUGAGAGGUGGUGCUGGUGAUGGUGAUGGUCCACCCAUGGUUACUGUUCCCGCUUCGGCGACUCUUAAUUUUAUGACUGAGGAUAGUAUGAGCGACGACGUAUUCGAAAUGGACGACGAUCGCUCUUCCACCACGAAUGUCACGAAUGUCGUCUCCGGAGGCCUCACGCCCGCAACCGUGGAACGACCCCUUGAAAAGACACCCUCACCUACUGGAUACCGCGAUUAUAAGCCACCUGCCGAGGUGCUCAGUAACAACUACAGCACAACUUUUAAGACAACGAGCGACUUCGACAGCGUAAGAAGCGCUUUGAAGAAGGACCAGCAGAGAGAAGAUAAUUUCGCGCACAAGACAAUCCUUCUCGGCGAUAGCGGGGUCGGCAAGACUUCGUUAUUGGUCCAGUUCGAUACCGGAAGAUUCCAGCCGGGAAACUUCGCGGCCACCGUGGGUAUCGGUUUUACGAACAAAGUUGUCACCGUCGACGACACGCCGAUCAAGCUGCAGAUAUGGGACACAGCCGGCCAGGAGAGGUUCCGAAGCGUGACGCACGCUUACUACCGAGACGCACAUGCGCUUCUGCUGCUGUACGACGUGACGAAUAAGACGAGUUACGACAACAUCAGGGCUUGGCUAAGCGAAAUCCGGGAACACGCGAACGAGGAUGUCGUCAUCAUGCUGCUGGGUAACAAGUCCGACUGCGGGACGGAGCGUGCCGUUAAGCGGGAAGACGGCGAGCGAUUAGCGCAGGAGUACAAAGUGCCGUUCAUGGAAACGUCUGCCAAGACUGGCCUCAAUGUCGAAUUGGCGUUUCUCGCCGUUGCUCGGGAGCUGAAGGCUAGAAAAAGCGACGGCUCUGACGGGACGAAAUUCAACGUUCAGGACUACGUGCGUCAGCAGUCGCAGCGAAGCUCCUGCUUCAACUCCAGCUGCCUCACAACCUGAACUGCUUUUCAUUUUUUUUUUUUACGUUAAAUUAAGAGAAUACGCGAACUGGAAUCGCCGUUGGUCGCCGAGCAGAUACGGCGCGAAAUUGCCAUCGCGCGCGAGCCAGGCGUUCAUUUGAUUUCCACGCGAGAGAAUAUCGGAGUGUAACAUUCGUUGCGGGACGGGCGUAUAAAUUUUAUACUCGAUUCAUAGAGCAACUUUGCGAAUAAACCACAACGCAGAGCAGAUCGAUCUGAGUUCAUCGGGGUGAAUCGGAACCACAGCACGCACACGAGUGAUAUAUUAGAAUUUUCGGGAAACCUGACUAACCCGAGGCGUUAUUUCGUUCAACGAAAAGUCAUAGAUGUUAGCGCAAACCGCGCGUACACGUGAUAUCGAAGGAGUACGAAAUUUUUUUUUAAAGAAUCUUAAAAGAAUCAAGGUCAAAGAUUUGAAUUUUUUUUAGCGUUAUAGCGCCAGGGGGAGCGCGGAGAUUCUCGUUAAACGUAAGCUAACAUGUGUCAAUGGUUAUUCGCACACGCUGUAUAUUAAUGUGAAUAGUUCUAAGAGGAUAGAAAGAGAGUUUCACACGCAGGACACCCCCGUAGGUAAGGCUUUAGCUUGAUGGUU